Messenger RNA from Penicillium angulare, 1314 nucleotides. RefSeq names its product DUF914 domain membrane protein. The transcript has 2 exons. The coding region runs from base 1 to 1314 and encodes 437 amino acids. Gene Ontology annotation, cellular component: membrane. Lineage: Eukaryota; Fungi; Ascomycota; Eurotiomycetes; Eurotiales; Aspergillaceae. The record is from RefSeq and is a predicted model, not a curated record. Gene Ontology annotation, molecular function: transmembrane transporter activity. Gene Ontology annotation, biological process: transmembrane transport.
AUGACAGAUACAAAAGAUCACAUCGCCGUUCAGGCGACUGCAACUACUUCCAGCUCCAAUUUGGCUUCAACCCCCUCGCUCGCAAAAGAUGCAGCGGAAACAGUUGUUCACAGUUCGCCGGCCGAUGAAGAGGCGCUGGCGCCAGCUGAUCAAGUUGAAGCGGAAAAGAAGGGAUUUUUCGCCUAUUUCAUGACGAAGGAGUUCUAUAUUGUGUUGAUUUUGGGUCAAGCUCUUGCUAUUAUGAAUACUUCCACUAGCACUUUUACGACUCUGCUCACCGAGGAAAACUGGUCUAUUCCUACUUUUCAGACGAUUCUGAACUACUUGGUUCUCACUUGCAUCUUUACCCCGUACACAAUCUACAAAUAUGGUUUCAAGGGCUGGUUCCGCUUAUGCUGGCGUGAUGGUUGGAAAUACAUCAUUCUCGCCUUCUGUGACGUCGAAGGAAACUACUUCAUCGUCCUAGCAUACGACUACACAACAAUGCUAAGCGCCCAACUAAUCAACUUCUGGGCCAUAGUAGUCGUUGUCGUGAUCUCAUUCUUAUUCCUAAAAGUCCGCUACCAUAUCACCCAAAUAGCAGGAAUUGUAAUCUGCAUCGGAGGCAUGGGCGUCCUUAUCGCCUCGGACCAUAUAACAGGCACAAACGGCGGGGACGUCAGCAGCGGAAACCAACUAAAAGGCGACCUAUUCGCACUCCUCGGCGCCUCGUUCUACGGUCUAACAAACACAGCCGAAGAAUACUUUGUCUCAAAACGUCCUGUUUACGAAGUUCUUGGUCAACUCUCUUUCUACGGAUUCAUCAUCGACGGUGUUCAGAGUGCUAUCUUUGAACGAAGCAAGUAUAAUGAUGUUACCUGGGAUGGGAAGGUAGGUGGAUAUUUGGUUGGAUUUACGCUUUGUUUGAGCAUGUUUUAUUGUCUUGCGCCUGUUAUGUUCCGGUUGAGUUCUGCUGCAUUCUUUAAUAUUUCUAUGCUUACGAUGAACUUCUGGGGCGUUUGUAUUGGGAUUAAGGUGUUCCAUUAUCACAUUCAUUGGAUGUAUCCGAUUGCUUUUGUGCUUAUUAUUGUUGGGCAGUUGAUUUAUUAUCUUGGCCGGAGGGCUUUGGCUGAGGCCAAGAAGCCUUGGUUGGGUGAUAAUCAGGAGGGAGGAAUUGCAGGGUGGUUUACUGCUAAGCAGAAGAUUCAGCAUGAUGUUCCUGGUGCGGUGCUUGAGGAGCAUGGAAAUCAUACUGAUGCUGAUCAGCACCGUGGUUCGACUUCUUCUGCUGUGCAUGUCGGCGAAGCACAGACAACUACUACUGUCACGGCUUGA